Molecule: messenger RNA, 1227 nt
Organism: Lecanosticta acicola
Lineage: Eukaryota; Fungi; Ascomycota; Dothideomycetes; Mycosphaerellales; Mycosphaerellaceae
Source: the annotation of a GenBank genome assembly
AUGAGCUCGUCAGAUGGCGACUCCCAGAGCAACUCCAGCAUCACGAACCAGCAAUCCCCUUCGCAUUCGCAAAAUGUCUCAGCAAACGAUCCCCCCAAGAAGAGUAUUCUCUCCUUUCAGACGAGCAACGAGGUGAAUGCACUCGCGAAGAAAUACCGCACCGAGAUCGCCGCAUCCACCUCCUCGAUCCUCUCGACGACCGCGACCUUCCCGCUCGACUUCGUCAAAUCGCGCAUGCAAUCCUACCGAACCAGCUUCGUGGCGACCGUCAAAGAUGCGUACAAGGCCGAGGGACUUCGUGCAUUCUGGAGGGGCGUCUUCCCGCCGCUUAUUAGUAUUACGCUGGUGCGGACGAUCUCCUUCUCUCUCUAUCAGAAGUCGAAGUAUGCGUUGGACCACACCAUCCACCAAAUGACGGGCGAGAGCCCGCUCAUGAUCGCAAACGCACCGGGAAGCUAUCCUACAUGGAGCACCCUGCUGUGCUUUGGUGCGGCGGGCGCGACGGCAGGUGCUGUUAUCACCAGCAUUUCCUGUCCGUUCGAACUCACCAAGCUGAACGAACAACUCGCGGGCAAGAUGGCGAGGGAUGCUGCUGAGGCGAUGAAGAAGGGAGAUGCUCCUGGCGGACAAUCUGGCAGUACUUCUUCGGCCGCUGCUACCAAUGCCACGAAGCGGUUCCCGUCUAGUCGAUUUGCAUACAGACUGGUGAAGGAGAAGGGCAUACGAGGGCUGUACACGGGCUUUGGGCUGCACAUGUUGAGGGAUACCAUCGGCACAUCCAUCUACUUCAUGACGUACGAAAGCGCGAAGCAACUGAUGGGGAAUGCUCGUGGUAAGAGCGCGACCAGUCCAUACGCUGUUGCGAUCGCUGGAGGGCUGUGUGGAAUCGUCAGUUGGAUGAUUGUGAGUUGUUGCGAGAUCGUGUCUUGACGGGCUGGAACUGACGAGUGGACGCUCAGAUCUAUCCCAUUGACGUUGCAAAGACUGUCUACCAGAAAGCCGCCGUUUCGUCUGGAGCAGAGAAGGUGCAGAGACCAGUGAUCAAGGUUUUGGACAGACAAGCAUAUCGAGGUAAGAAGGGCAUCAUCCGAGAGGACAUGCCCACAGCGACUGACCGAUGUCGUCGCAGGUCUCCUAGUUUCGGUCGUGCGGUCGUGCAUCAUCAACAUGAUCUUCUUCAGCAACUUUGAAUUCGUCAAGAAGCGAGUCAAUGCAUUGGAGGUGUGA